AUGGAUCGCAUCAGCGACCUCCACGACGCCCUCCUCCACAACAUCCUGCUGCGCCUCCGCUCGGCCCCCGCCGCCGCGCGCACCAGCGUGCUCUCCCGUCGCUGGCGCCACGUCUGGGUCCACCUCCCCGAGCUCGUCCUCCACGGCCGUCACGCGCCGGCGCCAAAGACCUCGUUCCUGAACUCAGUCGACGCUGCCCUCGCCGCGCACUCCGCCCCAGCCGUCCUCAACCUCGAAAUCGACGUACCCUUCCCAUGCUGCUGCCUCUGCCGCGCCAACCGCAUCGCUCCCUGGUUGCGUUUCGCCUCGCAGCGCCUCCAGGGCAAGAUCUUUCUCGGUUUGCCUCGAUGCAUCCACAUGCCCUCCCAGCCGGGAGUUUGCCCAGAAGAGCUUGAGCUACCCCCGUGUGACGGAGCGACGGGCAUGGAGCUGUCCCUGCCGGAAAGCUUCAUCCUCCGGUUCGGGCUAGCAGGUUCGUUCGCGGCUCUGACUGACCUGACGAUACACUCGGCCUCCAUGGAAGCCAGGGAUCUGGAGGCCCUCGUAUCCUCUCAGUGCCCGCGUCUGACGACGCUUGUCCUGUUCAACGUCGCACUGGUCACCGUCUCUGGCGUCUUCAUACGAUUACGGUCUCCCUCGCUAGAGCGCCUCUGGUUCUACGUUAAUAACGAGAAGAGCCACCACCUCGAGGUCGCCGCCCCUGAGCUCCGACUGUUGUCUGCGCCCGUCGUCGACGCUCGUAUCAGUGCCCCGAAACUUUGCCAUGUUAUUUGGUUCAGCGAUGAUGCCUACGACCCGCAACGGUACCAAUUUAUAGAUGCUGGCCGUCAUCUCCGGCAGCUAGACAUCCGGCGAUGGUCUAGAAAUACACUAGCCUCGCUGAAGCGGCGGUUCGAUUCGGUUGAAAUUCUUGGACUGUCCUGGUCCAGUCUUGAGGUGCGCCUGUAA
Messenger RNA from Lolium perenne, 948 nucleotides. RefSeq names its product putative FBD-associated F-box protein At5g56390. NCBI's taxonomy places the organism in Eukaryota, Viridiplantae, Streptophyta, Magnoliopsida, Poales, Poaceae. The record is from RefSeq and is a predicted model, not a curated record. Gene Ontology annotation, molecular function: protein binding.